Molecule: messenger RNA, 978 nt
Organism: Parnassius mnemosyne (clouded apollo)
Lineage: Eukaryota; Metazoa; Arthropoda; Insecta; Lepidoptera; Papilionidae
Source: the annotation of a GenBank genome assembly
AUGGAGAAGGAAGGUUAUCUAGCCGCUGGUUACAAUUAUGUAGCAGUCGACGAUUGCUGGCUGGAGGAGAAGCGAGACGCUAACAAGCGAAUGGUGGCGGAUCGUCAACGUUUUCCGAGCGGCAUUAAGGCGCUUGCUGACUACGUCCAUGGCAAAGGCUUAAAGUUCGGAAUAUAUCAAGAUUACGGCACAAAUACCUGCGCUGGAUACCCCGGUGUUCUCGGUUAUGAGGAGAUAGAUGUCAAAACCUUCGCCGAGUGGGAAGUGGACUACAUUAAAUUGGACGGUUGCUAUGUGGAUCCAAGCAAAUAUGAUACUGGCUAUCCCGCUUUUGGAAAGUUGUUGAAUGAGACCGGUCGUCCCAUCCUAUACUCUUGCAGUUGGCCAGCGUACCACGACAACCCGAAUUAUACUUCGAUCGCGAAACACUGCAACCUGUGGCGUAAUUACCGAGACAUCGAUGAUUCCUGGACGUCAGUGAAAAAUAUUAUGCAAUGGUUUGCCGAAAAUCAAGACGAGUUGGUGAAGUACGCCGGUCCCGGACAUUGGAACGAUCCUGAUAUGCUAAUUAUCGGAAACUUUGGUCUUUCGCUGGAUCAAGCCCGCGUGCAGAUGGCGGUGUGGUCGAUAUUAGCGGCGCCAUUGCUCAUGAGCGUCGACCUUGCUACUAUCCGUCCUGAGUUCAAAGAGGUGCUGCUUAAUGAAGACGUCAUUGCCGUCGACCAGGAUCCGCUAGGCAAGCAGGGCAAGCGCGUGUGGACAGGUUCGGAUUGCGAGAUCUGGAAUCGCGAGCUUGCCGACGGGUCCUACGCAAUAGCUUUCGUAAAUUUGCGAGAGGAUGGCGCCCCUUUCACUCUUCAAGCUAGCUUCGAUAACAUGAAAAUACCUAAACAAAUUUAUAAAGUGGUGGUUGGUAUUCAAUUUAAUUUUAAAAAUGGGUAUGGUAGUGAAUCGGGCCGCCCUCAAUUCCCGACCUAA